AUGCUCAAGCCGUGGGAAAAGGAAGACGAGAGGGCAUCGAGUUGUGUUAUGAAGCCAAGAAUUUUGUCAUGGAAUGUGAGGGGGUUGAAUAAGAAAAACAAACGACUAAGGAUUAGUAACUUGCUCAGAGAUUGGAAGGCGGAUAUCAUUUGCUUCCAAGAAACAAAGAUUCAUGGUAUUUCGAGUAGCUUUGUGCGUAGUCUCUGGGGCUGCAAUCAUGUGGAUUGGUGUUGUCUAGACUCCUGUGGGGCAUCGGGAGGUAUUUUGAUCAUGUGGGAUAAUAGGGUGGUGGAGAAAGUUGAUGUGUGUUUGGGAGUUUUUACGCUCGCUGUUUCCUUUAGGAAUGUAGUGGAUCGUUUCUUCUGGGCUUUCGCAGGUGUUUACGGUCCGAAUUCUGAUAUGGAUAGGAGUUUGCUCUGGGAUGAGUUGGCUGGGAUUCUUAGUUGGUGGAGCUUGUCGUGGUGUAUAGGAGGCGAUUUCAAUGUUGCUCGUUUCCCUAGUGAAAGGUCUGGUGACGGUAGUAGGUCUGCUAUGAGAGAGUUCUCUGAUUUUAUCUCUGAGAUGGGUAUCAUGGAUUUUCCUCUUGCUGGGGGUGCUUUUACUUGGUCACGUACUUUUGAUCCCCCUGUGUGGUCUAGGAUUGAUCGUUUUCUAGUCUCCCCUGAUUGGGAAGCUCGGUUUCCUCUUAAAGCAGAAGGAUUUGUGGGGAAGGUGAAACAUUUGUGGGAUUCUUACUCGUUUCAAGGUACUCCUAGUUUUGCCUUAGCUUGUAAACUAAAGGUAUUGAAAAAGGAUUUGAAGAUUUGGAAUGAAGAGGUUUUUGGUGAGGUAGAGAGGAACAAGAUGAAGUUGUUUGAAGAAAUUCAGCCUUUUGAUGCUAUUGCAGAAAGUAGGGCUUUAGUUGUGGAAGAGCUUCAGAAGAAGACAGAGAUCGUCAGAGAGAUAGAGAGGUGUUCUCUUUUGGAGGAGAUAGAAAUUGGCGAUCACGUGGUUGAGUUCUAUCAAAAGCUAUUUCAUGAGCCGAGUAGGUGGAGGCCUAGGGUGGAUGGUAUUUCCUUUGAUUCUAUUUUAGAUUCUGAUGCCAGCUGGUUGGAGAGAGCGUUCGAAGAGGAGGAGGUCAAGAAGGUAGUGUCAGUUUUGAAUGGUGAUAAGGCACCGGGUCCGGAUAGCUUUUCUUUGGCCUUCUUCCAAGCGUGCUGGGAUGUCGUGAGAGUGGACAUUAUGAAGGUUUUUGAUGAAUUUCAUGCCAGAGGUCUGUUUGAGAAGAGCCUGAAUGCUUCGUUUAUUUCUCUUAUUCCGAAGGUUCCAAAGGCUAACUCCAUCAAAGAUUUCCGGCCUAUUAGUUUGUUACGUAAUUUGAGGAGUCUCUUCCUCCUGUUUGAAGCAGCUUCGGGGUUGAAGGUUAAUUUGGCUAAGUCUAAUUUAAUUCCAGUGGGGCAUGUUGAUCAAGCGGAAAGGCUAGCCGACAUUUUAGGGUGUGGGUUUGCCACUUUGCCGGUUAAGUAUCUUGGUCUUCCUUUGGGGGCCUCCUAUAAGUCCACGCAUAUUUGGGACGGGGUUGUUGAGAAGAUUGAUCGUCGUUUGGCUAGUUGGAAAAGGAUGUAUCUCUCUAAGGGUGGUAGAGUAACCUUUAUUAAGAGUACCUUAGCCAAUGUGCCUACUUACUUUUUGUCUCUGUUCCAUCUCCCGAGGAGUGUUGCCGCUCGCUUAGAGAAGCUACAACGGGAUUUUCUUUGGCGUGGUUUGGGUGAAGAAUCUAAAUUUCACUUGGGAGACCUCUGGCAGCUUCAUUUCAAAGCUGGAGUCUGCAAGUGCUUCCAUGCUGCAGCAGCAUAUAUUUCAGACACCUAG
This is a messenger RNA of Alnus glutinosa, 1851 nucleotides long. RefSeq lists its product as uncharacterized. The record is from RefSeq and is a predicted model, not a curated record. Gene Ontology annotation, molecular function: catalytic activity. The coding region runs from base 1 to 1851 and encodes 616 amino acids. The transcript has 5 exons. Lineage: Eukaryota; Viridiplantae; Streptophyta; Magnoliopsida; Fagales; Betulaceae.